AACCCCUGGUGAAGCCCAACCCAGCAAACAGCUACCCACCUCCCCAUCUUCCUCUUCCAACAGAUCUCUCUGCAGAGAGCUCAAACUCGAGCAAAGUUUCGAUGGCAGCACAAGUGGUAGCUAAAGCCAUAGCCAUUCUGGCUCUCCUGGCUACCCUCUCCUCCCACGCCGCUGCGGUGGAUGUGCUGUACAGCGGGCAGACUCUCUAUGCAGGCCAGUUCUUACUGAAUGGGCCUUACAAGUUCAUCAUGCAGGCUGACUGCAACUUGGUGCUCUACGUCAACGGAAACAGGGCGCUGUGGGCUUCCGGCACCAACGGCAAAGGCAGCAACUGUAGGGCAAUUCUACAGGCAGACGCCAACUUGGUUGUGUACACAGGAGGUAAAGCUCUUUGGGCAAGUGGGACGGCCAGAGGCUCCGGCAACUACCGCCUGAACAUGCAGGGAGAUGGUAACGUGGUGAUCUACGAUGCUGCUGGACGUGCUCUGUGGGCUACCAAUACGGUUCAGCAUGCGAACAGGAAAGCAUAACUCGCUUCGCUUUCUGUAGGUCCAGUGCCCGUUUCUCCGCUUCCCGUGAAUAAAAUAUAUAUACUGUUGCUUCCUACAUAAACGGGGUCAGGACCGCCUGCGAAUAAAAUAUGCACUGUUGCUUAGUUCCUAUAUGUACUUGUAGAUUGCGUCUUGAGUUUCAUACCCUCAACGACUUUGAUCUACUGCCGUAGUUACUUAAUAAAAUUACAUAUUAUCUA
Messenger RNA from Nymphaea colorata (pocket water lily), 751 nucleotides. Its product is annotated as mannose-specific lectin-like. Lineage: Eukaryota; Viridiplantae; Streptophyta; Magnoliopsida; Nymphaeales; Nymphaeaceae. Bases 102 to 530 code for a protein of 142 amino acids. The record is from RefSeq and is a predicted model, not a curated record. The transcript has a single exon.